This is a messenger RNA of Zymoseptoria tritici IPO323, 2666 nucleotides long. It is a transcript of the gene ACO1, whose product is annotated as aconitate hydratase. The record is from RefSeq and is a predicted model, not a curated record. Gene Ontology annotation, cellular component: cytosol; mitochondrion. Lineage: Eukaryota; Fungi; Ascomycota; Dothideomycetes; Mycosphaerellales; Mycosphaerellaceae. The coding region runs from base 101 to 2449 and encodes 782 amino acids. The transcript is spliced from 6 exons. Gene Ontology annotation, molecular function: 4 iron, 4 sulfur cluster binding; aconitate hydratase activity. Gene Ontology annotation, biological process: tricarboxylic acid cycle.
UCCCGACCACCACAAUUCAUGCUUCAGGCCUAUUGUUGGACCUGCAAGUGUUCUCACUGAACUCAUAUAUACCAGUCACAGCACCGAGACGAUCGUCAGGAUGCUGUCCGCCAGAGUCGCAGCCCGCCAGCUGCCCCGUUUGGGACAGCGGUCCUUUGCUACCGUCAAUGACUCCGCCCUCACGAAGAAGGUCGAAAUGACCAACUGGGAAAAGGGCCACUACAUCAACUACGCCGGCAUGAACGAGACCUUGAACAUUGUGCGGAAACGCCUGAACAAGCCUCUCACCUACGCCGAGAAGAUCCUCUACUCUCACUUGGACGACCCUCACAACCAGGAGCUCGUGCGUGGCAAGAGCUACCUCAAGCUGCGACCCGAUCGUGUUGCCUGCCAAGAUGCCACCGCUCAGAUGGCCAUCCUCCAAUUCAUGAGCGCCGGCAUGGACGCCGUGGCAACGCCUUCGACUGUGCACUGCGAUCAUUUGAUUGAGGCGCAGGUCGGAAACGAGAAGGAUUUGGCGAGGGCAUACGACAUCAACAAGGAGGUCUACGACUUCUUGAGCACUUCGUGCGCCAAGUACAACAUUGGUUUCUGGAAGCCAGGCUCUGGUAUCAUCCACCAGAUCGUGCUUGAGAACUACGCCUUCCCCGGUGGUCUCAUGAUCGGUACCGAUUCGCACACUCCCAACGCUGGUGGUCUUGGUAUGGCUGCAGUGGGUGUUGGUGGUGCCGAUGCUGUCGAUGUCAUGGCCAACCUUCCUUGGGAGGUCAAGGCUCCUAAGGUUCUUGGUGUCAGGCUCACCGGCAAGAUGAGCGGCUGGACCACUCCAAAGGACAUUAUCUGCAAGGUCGCUGGAAUUCUCACCGUCAAGGGAGGCACUGGCUCUAUCGUCGAGUACCACGGACCAGGUACCAACGGCAUCUCCUGCACUGGCAUGGCUACUAUCUGCAACAUGGGUGCCGAGAUCGGUGCAACCACCUCGCUCUUCCCAUUCAAUGACCGCAUGUUCGAUUAUCUCGCCGCUACCAAGCGCCAGCACAUCGGUGACUUCGCCCGUGGAUACGCCGCCGAGCUCCGCGAGGACGAGGGUGCCGAGUACGACGAGCUCAUCGAGAUCAAUCUCAGCGAGUUGGAGCCACACAUCAACGGACCGUUCACACCCGAUCUUGCGACACCCAUCAGCAAGUUCGCCGAGGCCGUCAAGGAGAACAAGUGGCCGCAGGAGCUGAAGGUCGGCCUUAUCGGAUCAUGCACCAACUCUUCAUACGAGGACAUGUCCCGCGCUGCAUCCAUCGCCCAGGACGCUCUCGACCACGGUAUAAAGGCCAAGGCUCUUUUCACCGUCACCCCUGGUUCCGAGCAGAUCAGAGCUACCAUUGAGCGUGACAACAUCCUCAACACCCUCGAGUCUUUCGGAGGUCUGGUUCUCGCCAAUGCCUGUGGCCCAUGUAUCGGCCAGUGGGACCGCCGCGAUGUCAAGAAGGGCGAGGCCAACUCGAUCAUCUGCUCGUACAACCGCAACUUCACUGGACGUAACGAUGCCAACCCCGCCACCCACUCUUUCGUCGCCUCUCCCGAUAUCGUCGUCGCCAUGACCCUCGCUGGAGACCUCACAUUCAACCCUCUCACCGACACUCUGAAAGAUAAGGAUGGCAAGGACUUCAAGCUCAAGGAGCCCACCGGUGAUGGUCUGCCCGCCAACGGAUAUGACCCAGGUCAGGACACCUACCAGGCUCCUCCCGCCGACCGCUCCUCUGUCUCUGUCGCUGUCUCUCCAACCUCGGACCGUCUCCAGAUUCUCGAGCCGUUUGAGGCUUGGGACGGCAAGGACGCCCUAAACAUGCCAAUCCUGAUCAAGUGCCAGGGCAAGACCACUACCGACCACAUCUCUAUGGCUGGCCCUUGGUUGAAGUACCGCGGUCACUUGGACAACAUCUCGAACAACAUGCUCAUCGGUGCCAUCAACAUUGCCAACGGCGAGGCCAACAAGGUCAAGAACCAGGAGACUGGUGACGUCGACGCUGUCCCAGCUACUGCCCGUGACUACAAGAAGAAGGGCAUCAAGUGGGUCGUUAUUGGAGACUGGAACUACGGUGAGGGCUCUUCCCGUGAACACGCCGCUCUCGAGCCAAGACAUCUUGGCGGUCUUGCCAUCAUCACCCGUUCGUUCGCCCGUAUCCACGAGACCAACUUGAAGAAGCAGGGUAUGCUUCCAUUGACCUUCACCAACGAGGCCGACUACGAGAAGAUCCAGCCCGAUGAUAAGAUUGACCUCAUGUGCACUGAACUCGCCGUUGGCAAGCCUCUUACCAUGAAGGUGCACCCAGCAAACGGCGGCAAGGAGUUUGAGAUCCCGCUCAGCCACACCUUCAACGAGCCUCAAAUUGAGUGGUUCCACAACGGAAGUGCGCUCAACACCAUGGCGAAGAAGGCCGCUGGCAAGGCUUGAAUGAGUGGGGAUGACAUGAGAUGAGUGUGAGAGAAAGUUGGAGAGGAUGGGCGUGUUCCGAUAGUUCGACGAUGGAAGUGGACUGAAGUUGGUCUCGUUACUGUUGCUGGGAUGAAGCAGAGUAAGGGAUGAGCAUUGUGCAUAUUGAAUUCGAUGGUUCGGCGCGAAGGAUAGGGUAGUCUGGAGCAGACUGAUGUAUUACAUGAUUUUGAGCUUC